UUCUCCAUCUCCCUCUCUCUCUCUCUCUCUCUCUCUCUCUCUCUCUCUCUCUCUCUCUCUCUCUCUUCAAACCCUAGAAAACAAAUUCACGCAUUUUGCACUAUCAAAGCUUAAAUUUCGGAUCUCUCUCCCACAGCUGUCGCUUCGAGGAGGAAAGGAUGAGCAGAGAUCAUCCUCCCGAGCCUCUUGAUUUCUUCAUCUGGACUGUCGAGGAUGUCGGGUCUUGGCUCGAAGAGAUAAACCUUGGGAGCUACCGCCCGAUUUUCAAAGAAAAUGGUGUCAAUGGAGAAUAUCUAGAAAGCAUGUCUGUGUUUACAACCGAGCAGAUCCUUCACUUCAUAAGGAGGCAUCACAUGAAGUGGGGAGACUUCAUCACCCUCUGUAAAGAACUCAGAAGGAUUAAAGUGGCUUGCUUGAAAGGUGAGCAAAGAGUUCGACGGCCGUGGUGGGCACCGUCUUGUCUAUCGGUAGUCUUUGUUAAGGCAGCUAAACGCAACCGACAGUCUCGUGUUGUAUCUCUCAAGCUUGAAUCUUGACAUUACACUUUGGGUUGUUUAUGUACGUACUUGUCUCUCUUCUCUUGUCUUCUCUUCUCUUCUUUUUUUUUUUCCUUUUUUUUUUCUUUGGUUUGAGUUUGUUGUGGCACAUGCACUAGGAAGAACAAACUCAAGCCAAAAAAAAGCUGUUUGGCUUGGUAAAAUCUUGCAAGAGAAACAAAAUUAUGCGUUUUGUAUUUUGGUGUAUACGAAGCUUGCUCUCAGAUACACUCAACUGUGGCUUGUGCAAUAUUUAUGUGACUGGUAAUAGUGUGACUAAUCGGAAGUAGUAAUUUGAUUAUACUA
This is a messenger RNA of Capsella rubella, 842 nucleotides long. RefSeq lists its product as uncharacterized. The record is from RefSeq and is a predicted model, not a curated record. Bases 159 to 536 code for a protein of 125 amino acids. The transcript is spliced from 5 exons. Gene Ontology annotation, molecular function: protein binding. Lineage: Eukaryota; Viridiplantae; Streptophyta; Magnoliopsida; Brassicales; Brassicaceae.